AUGCGCUCCACCGGGAACGCCAAAGCCGGCGGCGAUGGCGGGAAGGUGGACCUGCACCCCGUUUCCUCGGCGAUCUGCAACGGCGAGGAUCUCGGACCAUUCGUGCGCAAGGCUUUCGCCACGGGGAAGCCGGAGACGCUGCUCUCGGCGCUGCGGCACUUUACCCGCGCCAAGGAGUUGGAGAUCGAGGACGUAUGCCGAGACCACUACCAGGAUUUCAUCCGCGCCGUUGACGACCUCCGCUCCCUCCUCUCCGACGCGGACUCCCUCAAGUCCUCCCUCUCCGAUUCCAAUAUCCUCCUCCAGGCCGUUGGCGGGCCUCUCCUCUCCUCGCUCGACGCCUACGUCGAGGCCCGCUCGCAGGCUCGCAAUAUCUCCCUCGCCCUGCGCUCCGCCCGCCUAUGCGUCGGCCUUCUCGACCUGUGCCGGCGCGCCAAUGCCUACCUUUCCAAGGAUGAACUCUACCUUGCCCUUCGCUGCGUCGACAACCUGGAGCGAGAUUUCCUCCUCGACUCCCCCGAUUGCGAAGAAGGAGAAGGAGGUAACGGCGCGGGUGGCGUUCCCUCCCCCACUCUCCGCCGGAUGCUGGAGAGGCAGAUCCCCGCUAUCCGCGCUCAUGUCGAACGCAAGAUCGGGAAGGAAUUCGGCGAUUGGCUUGUUCAGAUUCGAGUCGUUAGUCGCAACCUCGGCCAGGUAGCCAUCGGCUACGCCUCCGCUGCCCGCCAGCGGGAGGAGGAGCUCCGGAUCAAACAGCGUCAGGCGGAGGAGCAGAGCCGCCUCAGCGUCCGCGACUGCAUUUAUGCCCUCGAGGAGGAGGACGACGGUCCCACCGGCGCCGGAGGGGCUUCUCUUGACGGUUCCGGUAGAGAGAACAGCGGUGAUGGAAUAUUGGGCUUCGACCUAACCCCCCUUUACAGGGCUUACCACAUCCACCAGACUCUGGGCCUGGAGGAUCGUUUCAAGCUCUAUUACUUCGAGAACCGGAAGCUCCAGCUGACCUCUGAUUUCCAGGUCUCUUCGAUGACACCGUUUUUGGAGUCUCAUCAGACAUUCUUCGCGCAGAUUGCUGGCUUCUUCAUUGUAGAGGACAGGAUCCUGCGCACGAGUGGUCGGCUUAUCUCCAAGAUGGAGGUAGAGAGCCUAUGGGAGACGGCCAUUGCCAAGAUGGUGUCUGUGCUAGAGGACCAGUUCUCGCGGAUGCAGACUGCCAAUCACCUUCUUCUUAUCAAGGAUUACGUAAGCCUGUUCGGAGUCACACUCCGGCAUUAUGGUUACACUGUGGAUCCUCUCCUUGAUGUACUGAGCAAACACCGAGACAAGUACCACGAGUUGCUACUUUCAGACUGCAGGAAGCAGAUAGCUGAGGCUGUCUCAGCUGACAAGUUUGAGCAGAUGCUGAUGAAGAAAGAGUACGAGUAUUCGAUGAAUGUCCUAUCAUUCCAGAUUCAGACAUCUGAUAUCAUGCCUGCUUUCCCUUUUGUGGCUCCUUUCUCUUCUACGGUACCCGACUCCUGCCGCAUCGUGCGCUCCUUCAUUGAGGACUCUGUUAGCUUCAUGUCAUAUGGGGGCCAGCUUGAUUUCUAUUUUGUAGUGAAAAAGUAUUUAGACCGGCUGCUGAAUGAGGUCCUAGAUGGUGCGUUGCUGAAGCUUGUCGAGUCUUCAGUCCAUGGGGUAUCCCAGGCCAUGCAGGUUGCUGCCAAUAUGGUGGUACUGGAACGCGCCUGUGAUUUUUUCUUUCGCCAUGCUGCACACCUUUCAGGCAUCCCGCUAAGGAUGGCAGAGAGGGGUCGAAGAGAAUUCCCGUUGAAGAGAGCACGUGAUGCUACAGAAGAGCUAUUAUUGGGUUUGCUUAGGACAAAGAUCGAUGAUUUCAUGCUCCUCACGGAGAACAUUAACUGGAUGGGAGAUGAUUACUCCGUUAGUGGAAAUGAGUACGCAAAUGAGGUGAUCAUAUACCUUGAGACGCUUGUUUCAACUGCACAACAAAUAUUACCUGUUCAAGUACUGAAACGGGUUCUGCAUGGUGUACUUUCUCACAUAUCAGAGAGGAUCGUUGGAGUGUUUCUGAGUGAUUCGGUCAAGAGAUUCAAUGAAAAUGCUGUUUCUGGUAUUGAUGCUGAUCUGAAGCUAUUUGAGUCUUUUGCGGAUAAUCAGGCCCAUUUCUCUACCAAUUCUGAGGAAUCUGGAGCGAAGGAGUUGAGGGAAGCCUUAGCUGAAGCAAGGCAGUUGGUUAAUUUGCUUCUGAGUAACCAUCCAGAAAUGUUCAUGAACCCGGUGAUUCGGGAGAAGAGUUACAACAAAUUGGAUCAUAAGAAGGUACUGUCCAUAUCAGAAAAAUUCAGAGAUUCUACAGAUCGGCUGUUUGGAUCAUUUGGGUCAAGGGCAGCGAAGCAGAACCCAAAGAAGAAGGCAUUGGAUAUUUUGACUAGAAGGCUUAGAGAAGCAUAG
Spirodela intermedia is the source of this 2448-nucleotide messenger RNA. The record is from the annotation of a GenBank genome assembly. NCBI's taxonomy places the organism in Eukaryota, Viridiplantae, Streptophyta, Magnoliopsida, Alismatales, Araceae.